Messenger RNA from Suhomyces tanzawaensis NRRL Y-17324, 3400 nucleotides. It is a transcript of the gene PFK2, whose product is annotated as 6-phosphofructokinase subunit beta. The transcript has a single exon. Gene Ontology annotation, cellular component: 6-phosphofructokinase complex; cytoplasm; mitochondrion. The record is from RefSeq and is a predicted model, not a curated record. The coding region runs from base 295 to 3324 and encodes 1009 amino acids. Gene Ontology annotation, biological process: fructose 1,6-bisphosphate metabolic process; fructose 6-phosphate metabolic process; canonical glycolysis. Lineage: Eukaryota; Fungi; Ascomycota; Pichiomycetes; Serinales; Debaryomycetaceae. Gene Ontology annotation, molecular function: AMP binding; monosaccharide binding; fructose-6-phosphate binding.
AACCGGGCCUAAAGGGUAACUUUGUUAGUACGCAACAACUUACGUAAGAUACAUAGUUCUCCCCAGCAGUGGUACUUCCUGUUAUAGUAUUACGUAAUCACGAACACCGAUCAUCCAUCGGUCUAAUUUUAUUGACAGCCCUAUCGGUAGCGUGGCUACAUGCUACCAUAUCCAGCUGGUUCAAUCCCCUUGGAGGCAUCCCUACCUCAAUACUCUUAGACUCUCCCUCCCAAUGAUGUCACUCUCCUCCCGCACUGCUCUCACCCGAAUCCCUCGCAGGUCACCUGACGUGGGAUGACGGCUCCGAACCACUACCACCACCGACUUCUUCCUCUCCGAAGCAACGUCUCCACUCCCGCCCAAUUGCCCCCAAAGCUGCCAGAGUCGAUACCCCUGGCGCCACCCCUCCCAUUUCAGUACCACGACGGCCCAACACCCCUCCUCCCCGUCUCGUACACCUGCCCCAGCUCCGGACAUCUCAUCAUGACUGUCCCGAUUGUCAACGGCUCCGCCAGCGUCACCAUCCAUGCCGCCACCAAAACGCUCCUAGACGACACCAUCACCUUCUACUCCAACGUGCUAGGGCUUGCGCUCCACUCCGAGUCCAGCGAUGCCGUUUUCCUCUCCAACAAAGACCAGAAGAUCACCAUCAAGAUUGUGGUUGGCAGCGGCCUUUCGGCAGACGAAGUGGCCCACAAGAAGGCUGCGCUUGCCAAGCGCCUCAACAUCGACGACUGGCGGACUUCCGAGUCGUCUGUGGUGUUCCGCAGCACCAAUUUGAACCGGUUGAUUGCUACCUUCCAGCUCUCGCAGUUGCCUGUCCAGGUCAACCCCAACGAAUUGUACCCCAACGAAGUCUACACCAUCGAUCCCGUGGGCACAUUGAUCGGCUUCACCGCCUGUGCCAACCCAUUGACGUUGGUGCCGCCUGUGGAGAAGUAUAACCCCGUGGGUGCCGAAUCCACUGCGGUUUCUGCCUCUGUAUCCGAGCUCUCCCGUGGCGAUGAGGGCGUCAAGCCCAGAAGAAACAUCGCCGUCAUGACUUCGGGAGGUGAUGCUCCCGGCAUGAACGCAAACGUGCGUGCCGUGGUACGUGCUGCCAUCUUUCGUGGAUGUAAGGCUUACGCAGUCAUGGAAGGCUACGAAGGCUUGGUCCGCGGUGGUCCCGAGUACAUCAAGGAGAUGACCUGGCACGACGUCAAGGGCUACCUCUCGGAAGGCGGUACCAAGAUCGGAACUGCUCGUUGCAUGGCUUUCAAGGAGAGAAAAGGCAGAUUGCAAGGUUGCAAGCAUUUGAUCGAAGCAGGCAUCGACGCCUUGAUCGUGUGUGGUGGUGACGGCUCGUUGACGGGUGCAGACUUGUUCAGAUCCGAAUGGCCCUCGUUGAUCGACGAAUUGAGGAAAAACGGCGACAUUUCCGAAGAAAAGUACCAGAAACACAAGCAUUUGAACAUCUGCGGCACUGUGGGCCUGAUCGACAACGACAUGGCCACCACCGACGCCACCAUUGGUGCCUACUCGUCGUUGGACAGAAUUUGCAAGGCCAUCGACUACAUCGAUGCCACCGCCAAUUCCCACUCCAGAGCAUUCGUAGUGGAAGUCAUGGGCAGACACUGUGGCUGGUUGGCGUUGAUGGCAGGUAUUGCCACCAGUGCCGACUAUAUCUUGAUUCCCGAAAAGCCAUCGUCGUCGCAGGACUGGCAAGACCAGAUGUGCAAAAUCGUCUCCAAGCACAGAGCCAAGGGCAAGAGAAAGAGUAUCGUGAUCGUCGCGGAAGGUGCCAUCACCUCCGACUUGCAGCCUAUCUCUGCCAACAACGUCAAGGACGUGUUGGUGGACAGAUUGGGCUUGGACACCAGAGUUACCACCUUGGGCCACGUCCAAAGAGGUGGUAAUGCCGUGGCCUACGAUCGGUUCUUGGCCACCUUGCAAGGUGUGGAGGCUGUCAAGGCAGUCUUGGACUGUACUCCAGAUACCCCAUCUCCGUUGAUUGCUAUUGACGAGAACAAGUUGGUCAGAAAGCCAUUGGUCGAAGCUGUCAAGAUCACCAAGUCUGUGGCCACUGCCAUCGAAAACAAGGACUUCGACAAGGCAAUGAGCUUAAGAGACUCCGAGUUUUGCGAACAUUUAUCGAACUACAUGGCCAUGAACUCCGCCAACCACAACGAGCCCACCUUGCCUGUUGAAAAGAGAAAGAAAAUCGCCAUUAUCAACGUGGGAGCCCCUGCCGGUGGUAUGAACAGUGCUGUCUACUCAAUGGCCACAUACUGUAUGUCCAGAGGACACACUCCUUACGCCAUCCACAACGGUUUCUCCGGUUUGGCCAGACACGAGUCAGUCAGAUCCAUGGACUGGUUGGACAUUGAGGGCUGGAACUCCAUUGGUGGUUCGGAAAUCGGUACCAACAGACAAACCCCUGAGGAUACAGACCUUGGAAUGAUUGCCUACUACUUCGAAAAGUACCAAUUUGAUGGUUUGAUCAUCAUCGGUGGUUUCGAAGCCUUCCUUUCGUUGGAACAAUUGGAGAAGGCCAGACCAAUGUACCCAGCAUUCAGAAUCCCAAUUGUGUUGAUUCCUGCCACCAUCUCCAACAACGUUCCAGGUACCGAGUACUCGUUGGGUGCCGAUACCUGUUUGAACUCGUUGAUGGACUACUGUGACGUUGUGAAACAGUCUGCAUCUUCCACCAGAGACCGUGCCUUCGUGAUUGAAGUGCAAGGUGGUAACUCCGGUUACAUUGCCACCUGUACCUCCUUGAUCAGUGGGGCCCAGGCCUCUUAUGUUCCAGAGGAAGGCAUUUCCUUGGAUCAAUUGGAGUUGGAUAUCCGUUCCCUCAAGGAGUCCUUUGCUACAGAAAGGGGAUUGACCAAGUCCGGUAAAUUGAUCAUUAAGAGCACCAAUGCAUCCAAGGUUUUAUCCACACAGGUAUUGGCUGAUAUCAUCAAGUACGAAGCCGGAAACGAGUUUGACACCAAGACUGCUGUUCCUGGCCACGUCCAACAGGGUGGUUUGCCUUCUCCUAUCGACAGAACCAGAGCUGCAAGAUUCGCAGUGAAGGCUGUUCAGUUCGUUGAAGACAACUCCGACUUAUUGGCUGAUGUCAAAUAUUCCCCUGACUUCCCUAGUGAUGAUAAGAAGUUGAAAGCCACCGCGGUGGUUUUGGGUAUUAAGUCCUCGCACUUGAGAUUUAGCCCAAUCAGAAAGUUGUACGACUUUGAAACUGAGUUGGGUAGAAGAAUGCCUAAGAAGAUUCACUGGGCCACCAUCAGAGACGUUGCCGAUCAAUUGGUUGGCAGAACCAGAAUCGAAAGACCUGUUGUAUAGAUGUUAAUAAAAUACUUAUGAUGUAAAUCUAAGCCAGUAUAUGUGAAGCUGAUUGACUGAUCUAAACAAGUGCCCG